Messenger RNA from Anopheles moucheti, 725 nucleotides. It is a transcript of the gene mRpS25, whose product is annotated as probable 28S ribosomal protein S25, mitochondrial. Bases 111 to 677 code for a protein of 188 amino acids. The transcript has 3 exons. The record is from RefSeq and is a predicted model, not a curated record. Gene Ontology annotation, cellular component: mitochondrion. NCBI's taxonomy places the organism in Eukaryota, Metazoa, Arthropoda, Insecta, Diptera, Culicidae. Gene Ontology annotation, molecular function: structural constituent of ribosome.
CAAAGUUGAAAAUUUAUCUCUACACAAAAGCGUGCUGUUCUGUUGGCGCUCAAGUAAAUCUGCUAUCCAUUUCUCUACUGUACAAGUGAAUCUGUUGCUAUUCGUGAAAGAUGCCUUUCAUGAAAGGUAGAGCUCCUAUUCGGAGAACGUUGCAAUAUCUUAAUGCCGGCCAGCUGAUGCUCAAGGAUAAGGUAAAAAUAUUCAGUGUAAACUACAACACGUAUGGUGAACAUCACGAGGGUGCUAGGGAUUUUGUCUUUUGGAACAUACCACAGGUACAGUACAAGAACCCGAAGGUGCAAGUGGUCACUUUCAAAAACAUGACCCCAUCUCCCUUCAUUCGCUGUUAUUUCGGUAAGUUCAUCUGGCUUACCUUAGGUUCUGUUCUGUUCAUGUUAUUUCUUUUUCUUGCAGAAAAUGGCAAACAAAUGUUAAUCGAUAUUGACAGCAAAAAUAGGCAGGAAAUUCUACAACACUUGUCCAUCGUUGUGGGUAAAUCUGAGGCAACCUUGAAAGCUGAGACAAAACUCGCAGAAAAACAGGACAAUCCAGCAAAUUUCGGCAUCGGCUGCAUGAAGCACUGUAUCUGCGAAAUUCCGGGACAAUUGCCGUGUCCGGGUGUAGUGCCAGUACCAAAGCAUAUGCGCGGGAAGUUUAAAUAUCAAAUGAAGGAAUAAUGUGACUAAUUUCCCGUAUCGGGAAAAUGUUUGAUAACAAGAGAAAUA